AAGUCUCAGAGAACCAUCCUCACCAUUGAUAACCUUCUCGAAGUCUCGUCCUUGAGAUUCAUACGUCACUGACAACACAGAGAGCCAAAAACUGCACGCAGCAGCAGUUCUCGAAGUCUUCAGCACAUGCACACGAAUAUGGUUCCGAAAGUCAGAUGGAGCUCGUGCUUGUUCUCCAUGUUUGUCUCAGGUUCUAGUUCCAACUAGGAGACUAUUGACAGCACUCGAACUCCCUUGACAGCAGCUGCUAAAGGAAGGAAUCGAUACGAGUAUGAUGACAAAUCCAAAGCUACAAUUUCGUUUUACCAAGACUCCAUCUUGAGUAUGUUAGUACAGGGCAUCCAUGGACCUCUUAGCACAGGCUUUCAUUGCCCCUGCCUGAUCCGAUCAAAGCGACUUGUUCGAAUCCCAGUAUGCCUUUCGUUCAUCAUGUCGAUCUGCGCAGGGCCAGGAGAAAAUACUUACUGCAAAUAACGCCCUCGAUCACAAGCAAUCAAGCGCUGGAAAGUAGUUAUUUAUCUGCAGCACACCAGUUACUUCAGAUGCUGAACUGAAUGGAAAGGUCCUCCUCCUUAGUAAAGCAUCUAAGCGUAUUCUGAAAUCUUGUGAGCUAAACUGGUUCUUCAAAGGUGUGGGAUCUCGUGAGACAACAAUCGUUGAAAUCAAAUGUUGAACGUGAAUCAAUAUCGGCUCUACAAACCGUUCCAAUCCAGAUCUCAGCUCUAUCUCUACUCUACCACCAGCAUGUCUUCAAUGCAGAGCGCCAAGGACGCCACCAAGGACACCACCGAGCAGACCAAGAACUACGGAGUUGUGAAGGCCGGCCAUGGUCAGGAAGGACACACGACCAAGGAUAAGGCCUCAGAAGGCAAGCACAACACUGUCUCAGCUCUGAACCAGGCCGGUGGGAAGGCGGAUGUCGGUGCAAAGGAAACGGCCACUGGCAAGAACUAGCAAGCUCUUAGACUUCAGUACAGAAGUCUAAUGGUGAAUACUUGAAUAAGCUGGCUCAGGAUCGUGUUCUGUCAGAGAUGAGAGAUGCCCACGGACGUCCUCCUUGUACAGGGCCUCAAUUCCGUGGCCAUGGUGGAGUCAUUUCAGAAGCUUUAUAUGUAUAUUUCAUGAAAGGCAAGCACUCUUCUCUGAGUAAGAGUCCCGUUAUCCUUUCCUGGGGGAAGAUUGUACUCUUUUACUGUAUAGAUGAUAAUCAAUAAAAGAUUCAC
Marchantia polymorpha subsp. ruderalis is the source of this 1223-nucleotide messenger RNA. NCBI's taxonomy places the organism in Eukaryota, Viridiplantae, Streptophyta, Marchantiopsida, Marchantiales, Marchantiaceae. The record is from the annotation of a GenBank genome assembly.